AUGCGUUUGUCGUCUUUCUUUACUUUUCGAUUGACAUCCCUUGUUAUUUCUGCGUUGAGUCUUCCCCCUUCUGCGAGCGCUCAGGAUCGUACUACCGAGCAGGGAGAGGCUCAAAUUUCAGAUCCUACCGUAGAAUGCUCGCCAUAUCAGUAUCCACCGGUCGACAAUGCCCAGAGCAACUUUCCAUCGAGUUGGACAGUAGCUACCAUUUUACCCGGUGACUCUGCCGCUCAAGCGAAGUACCAGAGUAUCGAGAGUCUGAUUCUAAACAUCCCCCCGAAGGGAAAGCAGCCGGGUGCUUUAACAGGCAAUUUCGCAGGCGUCAACUAUGAUUCGAGUGACCCUGACUGUUGGUGGACGUACUCGAUGUGUACUAGUCCCAACGUUUCGGGUAUUCCAAACGAUAUAGCAGAACUUCCAGAGCCGAACAUUCUUGGUUACGGCUUUGACGACGGUCCAAAUUGCUCCCAUAACGCUUUCUACGACUAUUUACUGUCAAAAGACCAGAAGGCCACUGUGUUUUAUAUCGGCAGCAACGUCCAGCAAUUCCCUCUUGAAGCCCAGCGUGCGUUAACAGAUGGACAUGAGAUUUGCGCUCAUACUUGGUCUCACCACUACAUGACCUCUCUCACCAAUGAACAAGCAUUUGCAGAGCUUUGGUAUACCAUGCAAAUGAUCAAACUAGUCGUUGGCGUGACCCCCACCUGCUGGAGGCCUCCCUACGGUGAUAUCGACGACCGCAUCCGAACAAUUGCUGAUGCGCUUGACUUAACGACUAUCAUGUGGCAAUACGACUCAGACGAUUGGCGUGGAAUUGGCAGUGAAACCGAGGUUGAUAACAACUACAUGAAUCUUAUCACUGCCGCACAAAAUGGUACCUUCAGCAUGUCUGGCACAAUCAUGCUUACUCACGAAUUGACCAAUUUCACCAUGUCCGAGGCCGUCAAAUUCUACGACCAGUUGGCUUCUGCGUUUUCUUACCUUGUCCCGGUCGGCGUCGCCCUCAAUGUCACUACUCCUUACGUCGAGGAUGGAUACACGCUCCCCACCUUUGCAGAGUUUUCUGGGAGCGGCAGCGGCGACAGCAGCGAUCCAUCCACUAGCGGGUCUUCCGACGGUUCUGUGACUAAUGGGACUAGUGGCAGUACCAGUGCUACAUCCGGGAAUUCAACAAACACGAGUAAUAGCGGGGCUGCCAAAGUCUCGUUUGGUCACGUUGGCUCGUUCGCAAGUGCUGUUGUUCUCAUUGCGGGAGUCCAGUUUAUGUUGUGA
This is a messenger RNA of Pisolithus orientalis, 1272 nucleotides long. Its product is annotated as carbohydrate esterase family 4 protein. The transcript is spliced from 11 exons. Gene Ontology annotation, biological process: carbohydrate metabolic process. Lineage: Eukaryota; Fungi; Basidiomycota; Agaricomycetes; Boletales; Pisolithaceae. The record is from RefSeq and is a predicted model, not a curated record. Bases 1 to 1272 code for a protein of 423 amino acids. Gene Ontology annotation, molecular function: chitin deacetylase activity. Gene Ontology annotation, cellular component: membrane.